GUCAACACCAAGCUCGUCAAUCAGACGUUCCAAGCUUGCCUCUAUCUGUAUUUUCUUUCUGAUAUCUGCUCGCUUCCCCUGCGCCUAAUAUAGAGGUUUAUAUCGUGUUCUCAAUUCCCGUCGAUUCUCUACGUUAUUACGAAAUCACUCGCCAAAAUGUCUAUCCCGCCUGAAGCUUUGCAGAAACUCGUACAAGAGAUCGAAUCGAGAGCAAUUGCCGCACAGCAACAAAUUAGCAUCGUGAAAACACAAAUCUCCACAAAACAACGCGACAUCCGACUACUGCAACUCACAUCGAGUGAACUUGGAUCGUUGUCAAAGGAUACAAAUGUUUAUGAAGGCGUUGGAAAGAUGUUCUUGCAUACUCCGAUUGAUGCCGUCAACAGUCGACUAGCAUCCGAGGACGAGACUUUGAAGAAGGAUAUCAACGAACUAGAAAACAAACUACAUUACCUCGAGACGACGCAUGAGAAGAGCAGGGAACAUAUUGAGCAGAUUUUCAAGGGGACGGGUGCAUCGGCAUAACGUGUCAUGACGGAUUCUACAAGGAAACGACGAACAUAUAAGAUGCCCUGUGGCGAAAAGAAGAAAAAAUAGAGACGAGGACUCUGAACUGCGACUAUUACGAAAACCCAGGAAGCGAUGUCGGUAACUCGCAAUAACAACUUUUGGCUACGCCAGGCCUGAGCCGUAAAACUUCAAUACGGCCAUCACUUUAAGUCUUUGAUUGACGAAUCAUAUGUACGAAAUUCUUAGUGGCGGAGCAUAUUCGAACCAUUGCGAUCCUCGAGCUACUUGUUAAUGAUUCCAGUUUGUAUAUUGUACGAACUUAUGUAUAUAGGAAAGCUUGCAACCGCUUAUGAACUACCAUUUUGAUACUG
Messenger RNA from Talaromyces stipitatus ATCC 10500, 881 nucleotides. Its product is annotated as prefoldin subunit 1, putative. Bases 157 to 525 code for a protein of 122 amino acids. The transcript has 3 exons. Gene Ontology annotation, molecular function: protein folding chaperone. Gene Ontology annotation, cellular component: prefoldin complex; cytoplasm. Gene Ontology annotation, biological process: protein folding. The record is from RefSeq and is a predicted model, not a curated record. NCBI's taxonomy places the organism in Eukaryota, Fungi, Ascomycota, Eurotiomycetes, Eurotiales, Trichocomaceae.